This is a messenger RNA of Anopheles stephensi (Asian malaria mosquito), 4681 nucleotides long. RefSeq names its product sarcolemmal membrane-associated protein-like. The record is from RefSeq and is a predicted model, not a curated record. The transcript has 12 exons. Lineage: Eukaryota; Metazoa; Arthropoda; Insecta; Diptera; Culicidae. Gene Ontology annotation, molecular function: protein binding. Bases 1079 to 4321 code for a protein of 1080 amino acids.
CCACUGAAUUCACUCGCGACUGUUCGCAUUUUUGGAAAACGCAGGCUCACUGGUCGAUUCUCCCCCUCGGGUGCUACCGUGCGUGCACAAGAUAUUCGUGAAGUAGAACCGUGAAGCCCAGACCCGGAGAGGCACCGGGAAUCGUUCACGCUCACUGGUAAAGGUGAAAGCAAAAUCCGCACGAAACCGUUCUGUUCGGUCAGGAAAAGGAAAGGGCGAGAUACGUGCGGGUGCGUGUGUGAGAACAAAACUUCCCUGUUUUGUAGCUCCACCGAUCGAAGCAGCCAGUUGUGAACGAGAGGGUCCGAGUGUGCGUUUUUAUUUGGUGUUCGCCGUUCCUUUUGCCUGGUGGUUAAGAAAAAGUAGGGCUCGAACACGUUCCCACAGGGCCGAAACUCGCACCUCCGUUUUCCGUGUACAGUGCAGAUCUGAGCGUCGAAAAGCCAAUCACCGCGCGCGCCAUCAUCAGCACGUUAUGAAGUUCGAAAACAAACAACAGGAAAAAGACGAUUUUUAAGCGAAAAUCAAAGUGCUCUGCCGCGAACGAAAGCAGUUGUUACCGUGGUUACCGAAGUGCACCGUAAAAAAAAAGUGGAAAAAAGAAAAAUCGAAAUUUUCCUCUCUACGAAAGUGUUGCUCUCCAUGAGUGUGUUCUGUGUGCGAUUGUUGGAAAAGUGAAGUAAAAAUUCAAUCGAUUCGAAUCCGAAGUAUAAAGAGAAGCAAUAGAAAAUAACAAGUGAAGUGUUUGUGUGUGUCACUGCGGGCAUGUGCGACCAAUGAUAACGACAAGUGUUGAAAAUUAACGUCUCAAGGUUUCUUCGCGUGAAUAAUUUGCACCAUCCUAGAUCUGCCUCGGGAAUGUAUCGACGGAUCUGGCGAUAGAUUAGCUGCUGCUGAAGAAUUUCAAAAAUUGAUUUGCCACACCACCGUCCAAAGGAUUUCCGGCUUUAUUUUUGUUUUUCCCGAACCUUCAACCAAGUUCCGAAUUUGUCCCCGCUCGCUUCCCCUACGAUCAGCAUAACGGCUCUCCGCAGUGAUCAGUUCAGAGUGCCUCACUGCUUGAGCUAGAUGAACUGUCAUGGUUUUUAUAAAUAACAGAGAUGAGUAUUUACCAUUCCUGAAAGCGCCAGGAGUAAGAAUGCAAACUCCUUUGGUUAACAACGUGACGACGAACACUACGACACUCACUCGAGACGUUGCCGCACAGGUGCAGCAGCAACAACAACAGCAGCAGCAACAGCAGCAACAACAACAGCAGCUUGGCAACGUUAACAAUAACAACACCACCACUAACAAUAACAACAACAACACCCUCAUCAACAACAACAGCAUCAGCGUGAGCGGGUCCUGCGGGACACUGAAUGUUAACAACAACAUAAACAACAACAACAGCAUCAACAACAAUGGUCAGCCGCAAGUUGCCCGGGCACUGCUCAUCUGUCGUCCAAACUCGCAUCCCUUUAACAACCGGACACUUUACCUUGAGCCGGGUGCCCAAGCUAAGGUAGGACGGUCGGUUGCGAGGAUUCGCGUGUCGGAAAACAAUGCAAUUUUCGACUGCAAGGUCCUGUCCCGGAACCAUGCCGUGCUGUGGUACAAAGAUGGCCGUUUCUUCAUCAAGGAUACGGGCAGCAGUAAUGGCACGUUCAUCAACAACUUUCGCCUCAGUCAGACGUGUUCCGAGUCGGAACCGUACGAAAUCAGCUCCGGCGAUAUCGUGCAGUUCGGCGUGGACGUUAUGGAGAAUACGCGGCGCGAAACGCACGGUUGCAUUACGGCCACGCUCAAGCUCUUCCUGCCGGACGGUCGGGAAACGAAGGCCAGCCAGAAGGUGGGCAUUGGGGGGCAGAGCGCCAUCAUACCGCCGGUCGAUCUGUACCGAUUGAAUCAGUACAUCCAGGAGGCGAACCAACGGGAGCAGAUACUCGAAACGAAGCUGAUUAGUCUCCAGAAGAUGGUCGAAUCGACAAAGCAAAAUUCCUUCCUCGGCUGGCAGGCAAUGAUCGACGAGGAUCGAUUGCUCAGCCGUAUCGAAAUGCUGGAAAAGAAGCUACAGUACUGCCAGAAAAACAUCACCGCGGACAAGCUGCACGACGAGCUGAUGAAGCUGGUGCAGGAAAAGGAAGAGUAUCAGAACGCGGCCAAAGAGGCUAUGUACAAACUGUACCAGGAGCGGCACGAAGCGGUGCACAAGCAGAUUUCGCUCGAGAAGGCGCUCUGCACCAGCGAGGACGAAUGUUCGUUGUUGCGGGAGCAGCUGAACAAAACGAAACAACAGUUGCAGGAAAUGACCAUCUGUAUGGAUACGCUGAAGAAUCAGUACGAUGAGAAGGUCGCUUCGAGCGAAGAGCAGCUGAAGGCAAAGGAGUCCGAAAUUACGAGUCUCACGCACAAGCUGGAUCACUUUGUUGACGUGUAUGCUAUUGGAUCAUCUGAUGACGAACAGCAGCAGCAGCAGCAGCAGCAGCAACAGCAACACCACAUACACAGUUCGGCCAUGUCAAACUGGCUGAAGAACUCAGAUAUUAAGAAACUGGAAGGAUCUGAAGACAUAAUUAAGGCCAUUUGUAAUGAUACUGAAAACGAGAUUACCGGUAGUGAUUACACGGAAGGACUGACAAAGCUUCAACGACGUAUCAAUACGUUUGAGAAAAAUUUCACCCUGUUGUUCGGAGCAGAUCUGAAAUCGGAAAAUGAAACGGACGAUCUAGAUAACGAUGCCACGGAACCGAUCGUGCUGACGAGCACAGCCAACAACGUAACAACGACAACCGCCGGUGCACAAUCCAAAAUGGAUGAGCUCGUCGGGGACGCUAGCGCUGCAGAAGGAGACGAGAAUGGACCACCAACGCUGCAGGUAGAAUGCGAUGGCAAUCAGAACGAUGUGAACAGCACCACUACGACCAUGAAUCGCAACGGUGGUGGAGAUGGUAGCGAAGACAACGGCACUAUACCGAUGGAAGUGCGCGCCGGCGUUGAUCAGGAUUCGCCGCAGCAAACGUCGGACGGAGAUAGCGGCACGGUACCGGCUUCCAAUGCAGCACCACCGUACGGCCAAGGAGCAACGGAUCAGAUGAACAAGAACGUGCUCAAGCGUAAUCUUCGGCUGAUCAAGAACGACUGUACGACGCUGCUGCGGCAAGUCGAGCGUACGAUAGCGCAGAAGCAAUCGGAGCAAAUUAUCCAGAAGGCGAAGUAUGAAGAGCUGGAAACGGAGCUGUUGGCAUUUAAGGCGGAACUCGAAAGCCGACCGAAGCAGGAUGAGCUGGACCAGAAGCAGCAGCUGUGCGAUAGCCUCACCGAAAGUCUUUCCCACCUACGGCACGAGGUGGACGAGCUGCGUACGCUGAACGAUCGCUGCCAGCUCGAGAUGGAGCGUAUGGAGGUUGAGCUGCUGAAGCAGAAAAACAUCGAGAACGAAAAGAUCAGUGCAAUGGCGGCGGCCGCCGCUGCUCAGGAGGAGUCCACCGCAAACGUUUCGAUCGUGGCUAAGGAGAAGCAAGAACCGACGGAAACGGAAACGACGGCCAAGGGUGGCGAGGUCGAGCGGCAAACGCAACAGGAGCUGAUGAUGAUGCCGACGACGUUGCUGGUUGUGACGGACAGUGCUCCGAUGGCGGAAAUGCCCUCGCCGGUGCUAAUACCCACCGUGCCGAUGGUGGACGUGGAAACGCAAACCGAUACACUUCCGGAUGUGCCUGCUGUUGGGGAGGAGCCGUCGUCAGCUUGUAUGCCAGUACCAGUUCUACCUCUAGCCGUCACAUCCAGCACCACCGAUACGAGCGAUGGUGGCGAUAUGUCGAUCUGCUCCAAUCUGGACGAUCUGGAUGACGACGACGACGACGAUGACGAGAAGACGGAAACCAUUGAAACGACCGCAAUGUACAAUGCGGACCAUCCUGCGUUGGACCUGUUGCGGAACACAAUCGGUGCACCGAGCGGUGUUAGUAGCGUAGAGGACGACGAUAAACUGUGUGACGGUAGCAACGAUAAUUGUAGUAAUAAUGGUGGUACUUCACUCCUCACGACCCUGGACGAUACCACCGGCAAUGGAGCGGUCCUGUCCGGGACGGCCACCACCACCAUCGACUAUGAGCUGGCCAUGAUCAACCAUCCGGAUGUGCAGCGUGAGGAGGAAUUGGUUGCCUUCAAGGAGAAGUACUCCCAUCUGAGCGAGGAAAACGUACGACUCAAUCAGAAGCUACAGCAGCUGACGAACGAUAUGAGCCAAUCGCGGCAGUGGUUCGCACUCCAGAUCGCCGCCUGCAUCGUUCCGGUGAUGGCCAUCUUCUUCUACAUGCUGACAGGUGCACGCUCGUAAUGGGACCUGCGGUUCCCGGUUGCCGACUGCAGCAAGAGGGCAUUAGCGAUCGUCGGUCGUUGUUAGCCACGCCUGGCCAGGAAGCAGAGACAGAGAGAGAGAGCGAGAGAGGGAGAAAGCAAGCGAGAUGUGUAGGGAAAUUUGUGGAAACGGAAGUGUUGCUUACUAAUGUUCUUUAAUUCUAUUAUUUUUUUAUUAUAACUAUAUUUUGUUGAUGUGCAACCAAGUCUUGUAAGGCGAAGCGAAAAGGGACAAAAAAUUAUCUCGUUAUCACACCGUACCGUGUAGUGUUUGUGUAGAAAACGGAAAGCGAAGGAAACGCAACGAAGGUAUAGGUUUGUGUUUUUCGUUUUCUUCUCA